Molecule: messenger RNA, 4551 nt
Organism: Meriones unguiculatus (Mongolian gerbil)
Lineage: Eukaryota; Metazoa; Chordata; Mammalia; Rodentia; Muridae
Gene: Sema3g
Product: semaphorin 3G
Exons: 16
Coding region: 56-2398 (780 amino acids)
Biological process (GO): negative regulation of axon extension involved in axon guidance; semaphorin-plexin signaling pathway; axon guidance
Molecular function (GO): chemorepellent activity; semaphorin receptor binding
Source: RefSeq, a predicted model, not a curated record
CAGCAGAGCAAACUACGUCCAGCAGCAGGAUCAGAGGGCAGCUCCUUUCUCCCACAUGGCCCCCUCAGCUUGGGCCAUCUGCUGCCUGCUGGGGAGCCUCCUGCUCCCUGGGGGCAGCCCCAGCCCUGGUCCCAGCCCCAGUGUGCCUCGUCUGCGGCUCUCCUACAGAGAUCUCCUGUCUGCCAACCGCUCUGCCAUCUUUCUGGGCCCAAGGGGCUCCCUAGACCUCCAAGUCAUGUACUUGGAUGAGUAUCGGGAUCGCCUCUUUCUGGGAGGCCGAGAUGCCCUCUACUCCCUGAGGCUGGAUCAGGCAUGGCCAGACCCCCGGGAGGCCUUGUGGCUGCCACAACCAGGACAGAGGGCAGAAUGCGUCCGAAAGGGAAGAGAUCCUUUGACAGAGUGUGCCAACUUCGUGCGGGUCUUACAACCCCAUAACCGGACCCAUCUGCUGGCCUGCGGCACCGGAGCCUUCCAGCCCAUCUGCACCCUCAUCACAGUGGGGCAUCGAGGCGAGCACGUGCUCCACCUGGAGCCCAGCAGCGUGGAAAACGGAAGGGGGCGUUGCCCACAUGAGCCUAGCGGUCCCUUCGCCAGCACCUUCGUAGCGGGGGAGCUGUACACAGGCCUCAAUGCUGACUUCCUGGGACGUGAGGCCAUGAUUUUCCGGAGCGGAGGUCUCCGACCAGCCCUGCGUUCUGAUUCUGACCAGAGCCAGCUGCAUGAGCCCCGGUUUGUGAUGGCUGCUCGGAUCCCAGAUAACUCUGACCCGGAUGAUGAUAAGGUGUACUUCUUCUUCUCCGAGACUGUCCCAUCACCAGAUGGUGGCCCAGGUCAUGUCACCAUCAGCCGCGUGGGCCGCGUCUGUGUGAAUGAUGCUGGCGGCCAGCGAGUGCUGGUGAACAAAUGGAGCACCUUCCUCAAGGCGAGGCUGGUAUGCGCUGUGCCUGGACCUGGUGGAGCUGAGACGCACUUUGACCAGCUGGAGGAUGUGUUCCUGCUGUGGCCCAAGGCAGGGAAGAACCUUGAGGUGUAUGCACUGUUCAGCACCGUCAGUGCUGUGUUCCAGGGCUUUGCUGUCUGUGUGUACCACAUGGCAGACAUCUGGGAGGUCUUCAAUGGGCCCUUCGCCCACCGAGAUGGCCCUCAGCAUCAGUGGGGACCCUAUGUGGGCAAGGUUCCCUUCCCCCGCCCUGGUGUGUGCCCUAGCAAGAUGACCGCACAGCCCGGGCGGCCCUUCGGCAGCACCAAGGACUACCCAGAUGAGGUGCUGAAGUUUGUCCGAGACCACCCGCUCAUGUUCCAGCCUGUCAGGCCCAGGCGUGGCCGCCCUGUCCUGGUCAAAACUCACCUGGCUCAGCAGCUGCGCCAGAUUGUGGUGGACCGGGUAGAGGCUGAGGAUGGGACCUAUGAUGUCAUCUUCCUAGGGACCGAUUCAGGCUCUGUGCUCAAAGUCAUUGCUCUCCAGCGCAGUGGCUUGGCCGAGCCUGAAGAGGUCGUUCUGGAGGAGCUCCAGGUGUUUAAGGUGCCAACACCUAUCACCGAGAUGGAGAUCUCUGUCAAAAGGCAAACCCUGUACGUGGGCUCUCCCCUGGGAGUGGCCCGGCUGCAGCUGCACCAAUGUGAGACUUACGGAAGUGCCUGUGCUGAGUGCUGCCUGGCUCGGGACCCAUACUGUGCUUGGGAUGGCACUUCCUGUGCCCGCUACCGCCCCAGCUCGGGCAAGCGCAGGUUCCGUCGGCAAGACAUUCGACAUGGCAACCCUGCUGUGCAGUGUUUGGGCCAGGGCCAGAGCCAAGACAAAGAAGCUACAGGACUGGUGACCAGAGUCUUUGGCACAGAGCACAACAGUACCUUCCUUGAGUGCCUGCCCAAGUCUCCCCAGGCUGCGGUGCGCUGGUUCUUACAGAGGCCAGGUGAUAAGGAGACGGACCAGGUGAAGACAGAUGAGCGAGUUGUGCAAACGGAGCAAGGGCUGCUGUUCCGAAGGCUCAGCCGCUUCGACGCAGGCAACUAUACCUGCACCACACUGGAGCAUGGCUUCUCCCAGACCGUGGUUCGCUUCGCCCUGGAGGUGAUUGCCGCUGCACAGCUGGAAAGCCUGAUCCUCCGGGAGCCAAGGCUGGAGGAGCCCUCAGCCUGGGGAGGCCUGGCCUCUGCGUCACCGAAGGCUUGGUAUAAGGACAUCCUUCAGCUCACGGGUUUUGCCAACCUGCCCCGUGUGGAUCAGUACUGUGAGCGUGUGUGGUGCAGGGGUGCUGGGGAGCGCCCAGGCUCCUUCCGGGGAAGGGGAAAGCAGGCUAAAGGCAAGAGCUGGGCAGGGCUGGAGCUGGGCAAGAAGGUGAAGAGCAGGGUGCUGGCUGAGCACAAUCGGACUCCCCGGGAGGUAGAAGCCACAUAGAGGAUGCCUGAGGAGGGGGUGGUCAGGCUGGGCGGGGGGACUCAACAGCAUCUCCCUCCCACCCAGCUAGGGCAGAGGAGUCCAGGACACCUGAUUCCCUCUUAGAGGAAAUCUCUACCACCCACAGGAAAGGCUAGGAGCUGCUGGGAGGGACCUUGCACCUCAGCCUAUUCCCUGACCCUCUCUCUGUGCUCUCAGUCCCAGGCUGGAGCUGGUACCCCCUGACCACUUGUAGUCCCGAGGGGCCUGCUAUUUGUUCUCAGAGAUGGUGUGGCUUCCGGAGCUCAUUUCCGGUUGUGCCCAGAGGCAAGAGGGUUGGGUGGUUCUUUCCCAGCUUGCAGAACAAUGGCCAUUCUGAGUGACCCUCUGAGCGGUGUAUGGGUGGCUCUGAGGGGAUAUAUUGGCAGUCCACCAGAGGAGGGGAAAGUUAGCUUCCUAAGGUAGUACCUGUUAAGAAACACUGGCCCCAACAGAGGGGCGAAAGGAGGUGGAGGAGCUGAGGAAGUGGGGUAGCACUGUUUGCCUGACUCUGUGCGUUGGAAUCCAGAUGUUUCCCUGCCUCGGCCCACUACCAUCUCAUACCGACAGGGGCAGGGAUUGUUGGAACCUGGAGGCAGCCUGACCCCCCUUUUAAACCAGAAAGAGUCAUCUCAUAACGUGAUACCUUUUCCUAGGUCCCAAAUUGUUCGUCCAGGUUUGCUGGGGUGCCCAUACCUCACCGCUGGGGUCACUUCCUGCGGAUCAGAGGAAAGGUCUGUGGAGUAGAGAGAGGAAGAAGGCAGCUGGGGGUGGGAGUGUGAGGCAGGCACAGUCAGGCCUGUGAGGUUAGGAGUAGAUGCUCUGAGACCUGCAGCCAGUGGUCAGGAUCAGCAUCCUGGGCUUAUCUAGGGCUCCAAAGAGCUAGAGAGGGGUGGGUCCGUGAGCAGGAGUCCUCAGGAAUCAAAGUGACAUCAACUGGUUCAGGAACCACUCGGCAGGCCAGAUGUUUCUAAUCCUGGAGUCUCCGUUUUCUGCUGGAUGCAGGGUGGUCAGGGUGGUCCAUUUAAGACUCCCAUGUUUUAUCUGUGGUACUUGGCUUCGAAGCCGGAGUUUCAAGCAUGCUAGACAAGUACUCUACUCCUGAGUUCUAAGUCCAGCGCUCUCUUUCUCUCUCUCUCUCUCUCUCUCUCUCUCUCUCUCUCUCUGGGAAAACAUGGAAAAGAAAGCUGGUAAGAAUAGUAAAUCCUGCUGUUCUGGGAUGGGGAAGCAGAGCAGACCAGGGCACAUCUGGCCUGGGCUGUAGGGAGGACCUUUGCCUUCAGCAGUUUCUCCAGCUGGCGAGCAGAGAGGGGGAGGAAAACAAUUAAAUGAAAAAUUAUUCCCAGCCUGAGGGUGAGCAAGUUGGUGACGCACAAGAUGGACAAGAGGGCAAGUCUGAGAUCCCCUCUUUGAAAAGAAGGAAAAAGGAAAAAGGGUGGAGGGGUGGGGAGAGACGAUGAAACAGCAAUACAGAGCUUCUUGUUCUACUGAAAUUCAAACCGAGGACCUUGGGCUUAUCUCCUCUUUCCCGGUACCCCAGCGCGAGCACUGGGGACUGAACUUACACCCCAUUCUCCACUUCGUUCAUCUGGCAAACAGAAGCCCUGAAAUCCACCUGUCCAAAUCCACCUAUCUACCCUGUCUGUGGGUGCCGUCCCUUAGGAUGUUGGUGGAUGAACAAAGAGGACAGGAGUGGGUGGGAGCUGGAAGGGAGGAGGGUGGGGAGGGACCCUAAGGCAGAAGGCUGCAACCUUGCCCUCAGUGGCCUCUGAGCCGAGUCUAGGUUUGGUAAGCUUGGGCAGGGUCCUCUAGCGAAGAGGCCCUGGAAAACACAGGGAGAAGGACUCAAUAUCCUGAAUGACCUAUCCCUAUACUUGGGAAAAUAAGACAGCUCCUGCCGACUGCCAUCCUCCCAUGGUACUGUGCUACAAGCACCCGGAAACACCCACGUGUGUGAACUGUAUUUGUGUUAGUGUUUUGAAAUGGGCCUUUUGGCUUCUCGGUCUUCCAAGCAUGCUUAUUGAAAUUGCUAUUGAUAUUUUUAUUAUCAUGUUGCCUUUGAGCUCUCAUGAGGAAAGCAGAACCCAUAAAGAAAAAAAAUGAAGAAAUAUUUAUAUCACAUAAUUAUAUCAUGA